Molecule: messenger RNA, 1124 nt
Organism: Vigna radiata var. radiata (mung bean)
Lineage: Eukaryota; Viridiplantae; Streptophyta; Magnoliopsida; Fabales; Fabaceae
Product: REF/SRPP-like protein At1g67360
Exons: 3
Coding region: 189-884 (231 amino acids)
Source: RefSeq, a predicted model, not a curated record
CUAUGUUCUAUUUUAAUACUUCGAGGUUAAUACGGAAUCAACUACCACAGAAUAAUUUAAUUAUUUGAUUUAAUUAGGUUAUUACAAUUCCAUGUGAUUCCCAAUUGAAUCUAUAAAUCAAGGCUCCAGUGACAGUGCUGUCAUAUUUCAGCAACAACUAACUUCCAAGUUCCAAGGCGAAGAAAACAAUGGCCACCACCACCAUAGAGAGGGAUAUGGAGAAUAAGGGUCACGAAGGACUGAAACAUCUUGGGUUUGUUAAGGUUGCAGCCAUUAAAGGCUUUGUCUGUGUUUCGAAUCUCUACCACUUCGCGAAGCAAAAUUCUGGACCCUUGAGAUCUGCAGUUGGAACCGUCGAAGAUACAGUAACUACUGUUCUGGGUCCUGUCUACCACAAAUUUAAGGGUGUCCCAAACCGUCUUCUCCUUUUUGUGGACAAUAAGGUGGAUGAAGCAACCCACAAAUUCGAUGAGCAUGCACCUUCUCUGGUUAAGCAAGUUGCAAGCCAAGCGAAUUGUUUGGUCCAGGAAAUGACAAACAAGGCUGAAAAAGUAGUGAGUGAGGCUCAAUCUGGUGGGGCACGAGCAGCAGCACAAUAUAUUGCCACAGAGUCAAAGAAAAUUGUGGUGUUUGGUUCGGUGAAAUUGUGGGGUGGUCUCAACCACUAUCCACCAUUCCAUGCAGUGGCAGAAAUGGCGGUUCCCACUGCUGCACACUGGUCAGAAAAGUACAACAAUGUGGUGAAGGGAAUGAGUAAAAAGGGUGGUGGUGUGUUAGGGUAUUUGCCUCUGAUUCCAACUGAUGACAUAGCCAAGGCGUUUAAGCAGGGGGGAGGCAAUGUGAAUGAAGAUGAAGCAGGUUAUGAAGGAGAGGGUUCUUCUUGAGUAAUAAUAGAACUACCACUACUCUAGUCGCUAGCUAUUUUCUUUAUAAAAUCUGGUUCUGACUAGUGUCUGUUCGAGUUUGAGGGCAAUGUUGGUGUGAAUGGAAGUGUAAGAAAUGGUUGAGAUUGUGUCGAGAGUGUAUGUUAACCAAUCCCAAGUAGAAAACAUUAUGUCAUUAUGUGAAUGGUUGCGUUAAAUGUUCACUAAUUUGAAGUUGUUUGGUUCAAGCCUUUUCUUACU